Messenger RNA from Hippocampus zosterae (dwarf seahorse), 1981 nucleotides. RefSeq names its product V-type proton ATPase subunit S1-like. NCBI's taxonomy places the organism in Eukaryota, Metazoa, Chordata, Actinopteri, Syngnathiformes, Syngnathidae. Gene Ontology annotation, cellular component: proton-transporting V-type ATPase complex. The record is from RefSeq and is a predicted model, not a curated record. The transcript is spliced from 10 exons. The coding region runs from base 16 to 1500 and encodes 494 amino acids.
AAGAACGUGACAAAGAUGGGGACAGACAAAUGGACAGACCGGCAGAGAGCGCGUGAGGAGGAACGGGCGCCAUCUUGGUCACAUGACAGUCAGCUGUUUGUUGUCACGUGCCGACAAAUUUUGGUGCAACUUGUCAAGAUGGCAGCAGGCUCCGGACGAGUGUGGCCGAUGGUUUUUCUGAGUUUUUUUAUGGCCGCGUUUGGGACGGCGAGCUCCACCGCGCAAGUUCCGCUUCUGAUGUGGUCCACGCACGGUUUGCCACCUGCGGCUUCACUUUCAGCGGGCCACAUCACGUCCAACGAGCAGCUGGCUUCCUACCUGGUCUCGGCCUUUGGCUCCGGAGCCAAAGCCCGGGCCCACACCGUGCUGCUCUUCCUGCAAGAAAAGCUGAGCAAAGAUGACUUCACGGUGUUUGCCGGCGUGUUUGGAAACAAGCAGGAUGGCAUCUUUCCAAAUCUGGAGGCGCUUUUGCGGUCGUCGAUGUCUUCAGUGACAUUUCCCGCUGUGGCGUGGUCACCCUCCGCCUCCACGGCGGCUCUGCUGGAGGAGCUGCUGGGUGUGUCGCCCGCGCUGGUGGAUGCGGACACCUUGUCACGUUUGGACGUGGAUGCAUCUGUCAGCAAUCUGCUCAUCAUCAAUCUGCCUUAUUGCAUAAGCCCGUUGAAGUCUUGCCAGGAAGUGCUUCGUGACAACGAUGCAAUGAUUGCCAAGGUUGUGAGGACGAUGGAUGACAAAAAGCUGCCUUACACUGCGAUGUACACGGGAGCCCAGCCAUCGCAAGGGAUUUCCUCACCCUCGUUGGCGGCGAAGCAGCCCGCUAUCGGUAGGUCGCUGCUUCAAGCCGUCGUCCCCGACAUCAAACCCCCCAUCAUGCUCAACGUGUCCGGCGGCCCUUGCAUCAUGAUGUGGGCGCAGAACCUCAAUGUCAGCCUCUCGCCCACCGCCGAGUGGACCGACCUUGCUGCUGAGACGCCCUCCUUGGAGGGCUCCAUGUGCAACGCCACCAACUCGCUGCUUGUGCUCAGCUACCCAUCAGGCUUCAACCUAAGCUUUGCCAUGAGUCAGCGCUUCUAUCCAGUGUCGGCCAGAAACUGGUUCACCCUGGACUGGGUGCAGCUGCAGUCCAAUGGUUCGAUGGCGUCCUUCGUGGGGAGCCGCGCCAUCUCUGCGCCCGCCGAGUAUUCCUUCCACUGCGGCGCGCUCCGCAGCUUCCGCGACGCUCUGCUUGUGCCAAACUCCACCGAGCAAAGUGUGGCCGACUGGAGGCUCAAUUUCAUCGACUUCCAGAUUCAGGGCUUUGGCUUGGCCAACAGAACAGAAUUCUCCUACGCCAGCGACUGCGCCGGCUUCUUCACGCCAGGAAUUUGGAUGGGGUUGCUGACAUCGCUGCUUCUGCUGGCCAUCUUCGUGUACGGGCUGCACAUGAUAAUGCGGAUCAACACGAUGGACCGAUUUGACGAUCCCAAGGGGCCGUCCAUUUCCGUGCCUCAGUCGGAGUGAAUAAGGGCACUCCGCACACGAUUUGAUGAGCUGCUUUUUAAGACACUGUCCUUCCCAAAGUGCCAAAACCAUCAGGUUCAGCCCCCUUUUAUAUCUGGUUGAUUGAGUUGAUUUUGUGUGUUCAGUUUUGCGACUGUUGCCAGAGAUGCAAUACCUUUUUGCAGCGGAAUGCGUGUUUGAUGCUUAGAAGAAUAUUUCAGACCUGUGAUUUUUUUUUUCCAGCUUAAUUUAACAUGCCGUUUUGAUUUUUCAAAGUGUAUAUGAAGUGUUGUACAGAAGUCGACUUAUCCUGCAUCGUUCCUUUACGUUCAAAUCAUGCAAAUGCCACAACUGCUCUCUUAUAUUAUUUAUUUCCAAAAAGGAAGCCUUCAAAAACUUCAAAGGUGCCUUAAACUGCAACGUGUCUGUGCUGUUCAACUUGGAACGUGUUGCUUUUGCAGACUGAUGCAAUCCAAAAUAAAAUGUGUCCAUUUUAAAUCAA